AUGCAAUUGCCGCAUCUCCUCGUCGUCCAUGGCUUGAAGCUUUUCUGGGAUCGCGUCACCUUUUCCCGGCUCACGAAGAUCUACUUCGCUUUUUCGGUUCUCCACUGCAUCAUCCAGGUUAUCUUCCAGGUGCAAGCGUUUGUGGCCAAUGCAGAUGCUGCCAAAUUCCUCUCAGGUCUCAUAGCCCAGGGCAAUGCCACUGACCCUGGCUUUGCUGUCUACGAGACCGACCUCCGCAUGUGCGAUGCUGUCCCCGCAAAGGUACUAGACUCCAGUUCAUGUACUGUCAUCUGGGAUGGUCAUACAAGCGCGAACGGCUCGCAACUCAUUAGCGGCAGCGGCACCAAUUAUGCUGCUAAUGUCACGCAGUCGUCUCCCGCGGCGGUGUCUACCAUCACACUCGACUCCUCUGUCUCUGCGUCGCCCUCAACUACUGCUGUCCUCUCGGUCAACGCCACAGUUUUAUCGUCCACUGUCGCGUCUACUUCGUCUGCCACUCUCUCGACAACCGCUCUCUCGCAAUCGUCUGUCCUUUCGUCGGCUGCUUCCAGUUCCCUUGCUACCCAGUCAUCGGCUUCAUCCUCUAUCCAGUCUGCGCUGUCCUCUUCGCCCGACGCUGGAACGUCUUCCUCAACGAAGGCUCUGUGGGCUUCUUCGACCAAAGCCGCGUCGUCUUCUUCGACCAAGGCCGCGUCGUCAUCCGCUGCGAAGGUCGUGUCAUCUGCCGUUGCCACUGCCGCUCACGCUAAGACGAUUACACUCACUGUGUCGGAAUCUGCGACUGCUACCGCUACUGCCACCAAGACUACGGCUAGCAAUGAUAGCGACAGUGAUGAUGACAGCGACGACGAGUCUGGUGAUGAGGAUGACAACCUCUUCGACCGUCGGGAUGUUGUGAAGCCCGAGACUCAAUUGCGGCUCACUCUCAACGGCACCUCCACCGUCAACCUCCAUGGCCUCAAUGGUGUCUUCGCGACUGAGCUGCCACGCAAGUGCUUGUACGUUUUGAACUGGCCUGUUGACGUGGUUGACAACACGAAGCGUGAGGACAUUACGUUCAUCGCAUUCCAGAUCUGGCUCCUAGGGAUGUCUUUGGUUGCACUGUUGAAUGAGUCGAUCCCUCACAUUGCCGCUUCGCUCUUGACCCACAUCAUGGCCACGGCUUGGGGAGGCUUCCAGAUUGUCAACACCAACGACUUCCAUAAGAAGUUCAGCACUUUGACGACGAAGGGCGCAUGCGGCGUCAACCUCCUACCUGAAUACUGGAAGAGACGCUCGAACGCUGAGAUCCCCAGCUUGGCCCUCAAUGUGUUUGCUCUGCUUGUAUCCGCCUUCCUUAGCUGGAGGCUCAUGAAGACUUUCGGCUGGCAGACCUUCAAGCGUGUCGGCGCGUCGCGCACCAUCAACCGCGUCUACAACCUCGUUUUGAUGUUUUCCAUUGGGAUCCAGCUCGCGCUGUUCUUUGUCGGGGUGUCGGCUGCGCUCUGGGUUGACCAAGUGUACAACGGCAACAUCGGCCGUCUCACCCAGGACCCGACCUUCUUCAAGGCUGUCAUGAUCACUGUUCUAGUUCUCCUCAUCCCUUGGCUCUCAGUGGGCUGGAUAUCAGUUCGCAGGGAGUAUAGGAUCCGGAUGCUGACGUUCUUGGCCGUUGCUAUCCUUGUCCUCGCCGGCUGGGGCACGAUGUUCAUCGCGGCAACCUUCCGCUGGACAUACGUCACCUGGUUUUUCUUCAGGGUCAUGACUACUGGUGCAGUUCUACUGGCGCUCGCGGUCCUUAUCCUUGGCAUCGUCUGCCGUGUCAACUUCGGCAAGGGUCUCACUCGCUACCUCAACGCACACGAAGAGCUCAACGACGAGGGCGACUACCCAACCGAGAAGACGUACGACUCGGAGAAGAUCGACUUCCCCUCGGGGGACUCGAGCGUCCCGAGCUUCUCCGUCACAUUCGGCUCCGGGCUCGAGGUCCCUCCCCCCUCGCAGAUGCGCUUCGGCCCCGCGCCGCGCGCCAUGGGCCCGCGCUUCUACUCGCAGACGAACUCGACCGCGUCGGACCCGUUCAACUCGCCGGUCGAGGGCAACUCGCUCCGCGCCCUCACGCUCUCGCGCCAGAACAGCGCGAGCAGCCAGAUGAGCCACUCGUCGACGCGCAGCGCCACCUCCGCGCACUCGACGAACUCGGCAGGGUCGACGGGCCCGGGGCGGGGCAAGCGCUGGGUGAUCGAGUAG
Dichomitus squalens LYAD-421 SS1 is the source of this 2229-nucleotide messenger RNA. RefSeq lists its product as uncharacterized. The record is from RefSeq and is a predicted model, not a curated record. The transcript has 8 exons. Gene Ontology annotation, cellular component: Golgi apparatus. Bases 1 to 2229 code for a protein of 742 amino acids. Lineage: Eukaryota; Fungi; Basidiomycota; Agaricomycetes; Polyporales; Polyporaceae.